AAGCAACGAUUCGGUAUUCAUUUAUUGUAUGUAAGUACUAUAAAUGAUUAUAAGCCAUGAUUUUCCGCUACACCCAGCCUUUACCACGCCUUGGUAUAAAACGCAAGUUCAAAGUCGUGCAGUUACUAAUGUGGUAAUUGAAUCCAACGCCAUGCGACAUCAUAUAAUUUAUUUAUCAGUAUCGCUGGCUUUGUUAUUUUUAUUAAUAGAUUCUACAUUACAAGACCAGUCAUCAGUUGAUAAUCCAGUUUAUCUUUUGAAGACAACUACUUUAAUAAGAGAAAAACGACAGCUCGAAGAUCUUGAAAAUGAUGAAUACCCAACACCCUCAGCACAAGAGGCAGGAGAAGAAUCUGGAUUUUGGGAUAAAGUAGUAAAAGUAGCUCUAAGAUUAUUUAAUAAAUUUAUUGAAUGGUUAAAUUCAUCUUAAAAAAACUUGUAUAAUUUAUUAAUUAAAUAUACACACAUAAGUUACAUGCUAUUACAAUUUUUUAUUAAAUUUACAUCUUAAAUGGAAAAAUUAAACAUAUGACAAUAAACAAACUGAUUCUAUUACCAAAAAAAUUUAUUAUUAUGAUGUAUGUGAGGACGAUUUUAAAUAGUUUUCAGGUAUAUUCAGUGGAUUGUAGUUUUUUUGUGAAGCUAAAUGUCUCAAAAUUGACAAUUCAUUAUCUUCAGUUGGCUUUGUUAAAACAUUCAUAUUUUUUUCGGAAAUAUUUAUUGAUUGUAAGAUCUGUUUAUAUGCUGUGCUUCUAAUAAACGCUUUACUAGUAA
Messenger RNA from Vanessa tameamea, 774 nucleotides. RefSeq lists its product as uncharacterized. The transcript is spliced from 3 exons. The coding region runs from base 44 to 430 and encodes 128 amino acids. NCBI's taxonomy places the organism in Eukaryota, Metazoa, Arthropoda, Insecta, Lepidoptera, Nymphalidae. The record is from RefSeq and is a predicted model, not a curated record.